Aspergillus alliaceus is the source of this 2331-nucleotide messenger RNA. RefSeq names its product glycosyltransferase family 31 protein. Gene Ontology annotation, cellular component: membrane. Bases 690 to 2138 code for a protein of 482 amino acids. Gene Ontology annotation, molecular function: glycosyltransferase activity. The record is from RefSeq and is a predicted model, not a curated record. The transcript has 2 exons. Lineage: Eukaryota; Fungi; Ascomycota; Eurotiomycetes; Eurotiales; Aspergillaceae.
AGACAACUCGCGAUCCAUACAUUUUCCACACUAGCUUAAUCUCACUAAGCUAAGCUAUACUAUAACUUACUAUGACUUGCUAAGUUGGCGACAUGACUGUGCCGCAAUUAAUUUUGGACUAGUUAGUUAUCCCUGGCGAACAGGUGUUGUCUGUCUGUCACGAUGUAACUUAGGGCUUGGAUCAUUGGCGCUAAACUCCGCUUGCAGUAAGACCAUCCAGGAUAAGCGUUUGCUUCCAAAACUCAUCUAUUCGCCAGGCAAGAACUAACACACAUUACUAAUGUUCAAUAGGCCCUCUGGAGUGUGCACUGUGGUACGUUGUGAAAAGAUCGUGGUGUGGGCCUGCGGGUGUGUUCGCAGCAUCCUUGCCCUUUAUAACUUUGCCAGUUACAUAGAAAUUGUUCUCAAGGAUGAGACUUGGAGUGAUGCCCUUGGCACAGGGUCCUAACUGCUCCACCACGAUCCUUUCGCACCCUACCACGAUACUAUAUAGGAGGGACAGCUCCGUAACAACUAUUGCGAAUUUUUGGCACUUUUGCGGACCUUCUCCAUCUGCCUCCAAAUUUCGCCCAACUUCGGACUUAAUUGCUUCCCACGGUUGGCAUGGUAUCGCUGCAUUAGUUCGCGGCUAGCCCCUGGCUCUCGCUCCUAUUGUACCAGUUUCCCUCCUAAAUCGCCGAGACGACUACAUGUACCUGAAUCACAUAUCCGAGGUCCUGACUGCGGCUCUUCGUCGUCUGUUAUGUUUCUUUGGGAGGGCCAUCUCAGCGUCCUGGAAAUCAUUGCCUAAGAAGAGACAAAAACUUGCCUUAGCAUUCAUCUCGGCAGGAUUUACGGUUUUCCUUGUUCUGAAGCUAGGUUGUAAUCUUUUCUACGCCGAUUACUGGGAAUGGGAGACAACGUCCCGCUUUUUGGGCUCGCCCAGCGCCAACGAAAUCCGAGACAAUAGUAGUAAUGGCGAUGACCUUUGCGACUCUUUCCCCACAUACCACCUCUCGCGCGUUCAAGUCGUCUUAAAGGUCGGCAGUACAGAACCUCCCAGUCGGGUUGAAACUCACAUCGCGACGGUUACGCGUUGCAUAACUAAUCUCAUUGUCUUCUCCGACCACGAGUCCCAAAUCAAAUGUCAUCGAGUCUACAAUAUUCUUGCAACUCUCCCAGACUCCUUCUGGGGGAAUUCCUCUGACGCCCAGGCCUAUAGGGCGCUCCAGCGCGGAGAGUUCGACACGGUUGAGUCUUCUCAGGGCUGGAAACUCGACCGGUUCAAAUUCCUCCCCAUGGUCGAACGCGCUUAUGAAAUGAACCCGGCUGCUAAGUGGUUUGUUUUCCUGGAGUCCGAUACAUACUUCGUGUGGGACAAUUUGUUUCGUCUUCUGGACCAGUUCGAUCCGUCUGUACCGUUAUAUCUCGGCUCCCCGACUUCCGGGAAGGGUCGCUCCUGGUUCGCCUAUGGAGGCUCUGGGUUUGUGCUGUCAACUGCUGCUGUCCAGAAACUAGUGGCUCGGAAGGUUGGGAGCAGGGGAGUGUACAGUCAACCUCCGUUGAAUCAGCGGUAUGAGGGGUUGAUUAAGGAGGAUUGUUGUGGCGACUCAGUGCUUGGAUGGGCGCUCUAUAAGAGCGGAGUGAAACUGUCUGGGAUGUGGCCGAUGUUCAAUCCGCAUCCUUUGCAUGGGGUCCCGUUUGAUCAGCAGCAUUGGUGUCAGCCGGUGAUCAGCAUGCAUAAAUUAUCGUUAGAAGAUAUGACUGGGCUGGCGAGGUGGGAGAAGCAACGGGGCCGAAAGCAUCCAUUGCUAUAUGCCGACCUGUUCGAGUACACAGAGUGGGGAAACUUAGGAAUCAAGGUGAACUGGGAUAAUGGUGACUGGGGCGGAUGGCAAGAGCCGGCCCCAUCGCCAGCCCAUAGAUCUCUUGAAGCCUGUAGGGAAGCGUGUCAUAAUCAUCCUGAGUGUUUCUCAUAUACCUAUCACGAUUCUGGUCACCACUGUGUUUUCGUUCCAUCUGUUCGACUAGGGGCGCAAAAACCAGCCACACUAAGGCUAUCAGCUGGGUGGGAUCUGGAUAAAAUCAAGCAGUGGCGGGAUACUCACCAGUGCCGAAGACCUCAGUGGAUGAAGCCAAGUACAGAUCGCAUUUUUUAACGCGUAUAUAUAUACCCUAGCUGCCUACAUAUUCUUCAUAGAUACCGACCCGAUCAAAUCACCUUACAUUGGACCGACCUCGCACUUCGUUCAGUGUUUUUUAGACCUCGUUUGGCUUUUGCAGAAGACCAGUUAAUUUUGGACAUUUGUCGUCUCUAGAUUAUUCUCAUGUAUAGUAAAUCAAGUAUGUAUA